Plasmodium berghei ANKA is the source of this 3669-nucleotide messenger RNA. RefSeq names its product conserved Plasmodium protein, unknown function. The transcript has a single exon. The record is from RefSeq and is a predicted model, not a curated record. Bases 1 to 3669 code for a protein of 1222 amino acids. Gene Ontology annotation, molecular function: FAD binding. NCBI's taxonomy places the organism in Eukaryota, Apicomplexa, Aconoidasida, Haemosporida, Plasmodiidae.
AUGGAUAAUACUGAUAGUGAGAAUGGAAGUUAUUCCAGUAAUUUUUAUACAAAUAUAAAAAGAAGAAAAGAUAAAAUAAACAAAAAGAUGGAAACAGAUGUACUUAUAGUUGGUGCAACUACAGGAGGACUUAUAUUGUCUCUUGAUUUAUUUCGAAAAAAUAUAAAACACAUAAUUGUAGAUUCAUGUGAAAGCAAUAUAGAAAAUAAAAAAAUAAAUGAGCAAUAUCUGCUUUAUCCUAGAACUCUUGAAAUGUUACACGAUUUAAAUCUUCUUCCUGAAAUUUUAUCGAAUAGCUUGAAAUUAACAGGUAUAAAUUUUUAUAUGCAAAACAAAUUAAUAAAUCAAAGUAGUAAAAACUUUUUUCAAAGUAUAAAUGGAAAUAUGCCAUAUAUGCUAAGUAUUAAUAAAAUGUCUCUAAAUAAAAUUUUAUUGAAAAAAAUAAAAUUAAAUGGUUCAAUAAUAUGGUAUAAUACACUAAUAUCACCCAUUCAAAAUCAAUCAACAAAUUUUAUAAACUGUAAUAAUUAUAAUGAACGAAAUAAGAAUACUGAAAACUUAUCAAAAAAUAAUAAAUUAAAAUUCCAUUAUAACAAUGUAAAGGUUAAAAAAUUAUACACAUUACCAUCACUUUUGAAAAAUAGAGAAGUAGAAAAUGCUCUUAUUAAAAAUAACAAAAUGGAAAACAAUGAUGGAAGUUAUAGUACAUCUAAAAAUAUUUCUGACGAAAAAGACAGCACCAUAGACAUCAAUUUAAUAACAUCAAGUAGUAAUUCAAUUCUUUCUAAUUUAUCAAAUAAAAAUAUAACAAGCGAUUUUUCUUUUUAUUGUAGUACUGAUUCAAAUGAUACUCACCCUUAUGGUAAUAGUAAUAAGACAUAUAUUUCCAAUACAAGUUGUUUAAGUAAAUAUUCAUCAUAUAAAAAUAAUAAGUAUAAAAUUGAAGGAUAUAUAAAAAAAAAACAGAAUAUUAAUAAUGAAAAAAAGAAUUCAAAUAUAUUUUAUGAAAAAAAAAAUACUGAAAGAAAUUGUAAUAUAACAGGAGCAACUGUUCGAAUAAAACAGAAUUAUACUUAUUGGGAUAUAGAAAAAAAUAAUUUUAAAAAUUUUAAAAUAAACAAAAAUGAAAAAGAUAAAAAAAAAAAAAAACGAUAUUAUUCUUCUAUUAAUAGUAAAUUUAUAGUUGGAGUUGAUGGAAAACAUUCAUUAGUUAGAAAAUUAUUUAAUAUAAAAAUGAAAGAAAAUGAAAAUAAUGAUAUAGAAUACAUAUCUGCAGAUAUAUGUGCAAAAUGGAGUAAUGAAAUGCAUUAUUAUAAUUUAUCCUUAUUUCAAUCAGAAUAUGGGUUUGUUACUUGUUUUCCCAUAUUUUUCGAUAUUGCAAAUGUUGAUGAAAAUAAUUUUUAUUCUAUCAAUCCAAAAUUUAAAAAUACCAUAAAAAAUAUGAAAAAAGAAUUAUAUAUAAGAAAAAAUAAUAAUACCUAUUCUAAUUCUAAAAAAAUUUUCAACAAAUCAAUCAAAAAAGAAUCCUUCAAAAUUAAUAGUCCACAAAAAUCAUCAAUUAAUACUUUAAACACUUCACCAAUAUAUAAUAAUAAAGACAUACAAAAAAUAGAGAAUAAUAUUACACUUAUAAAACGAUAUGUACAAAACGAGAGAGAUAAAUCAUCAGAAAAAGAAAAAGAAAUAAUCCAUGAUAAAUUAUUACAACGAAAUGAUAUAGAAGACAAUAAAUUCCGUAAUUAUUAUGAUGACAAUAAACAAAAUUUAAAUAACCCAAUUCCAAAACGAAACAGAUUUAAUAAAAGUUACACAAAUGAAAUAUUAGAAAGAGAAAUUUAUAAAAAAAAAAAAAAUUUUAAAAUGAACAAGCCAAAAAGUGUUUGUCAAAAAAUUAACGAUUAUAAUGAAAAACAAAAUAAUAUUUUAAUGAAUAAAUGUGUUGUAGAAAAAGGUGCACUUAAUAUGAGUCUCGAAAAAAAAAAAACCAAAGAAUAUUUUAUUAAUUUUAUCAAAAAAUAUGAAGAAAAAUUUACUUAUUAUAUUAAAAAUUAUGAUAAAAAAAAUACUCCUACAAUUAUUACUAUUAAAGGCAAUGAUAACAAAUUUCAAAAAUAUUUUUCACAAAAAGGUAGAACCACCUCAUUUUCAAUAAAAGAAAACGAUACAAGUUCUAUUUUAAUUAGAAAUAAAAACAAGGAAAUUUUAACAAAUGAGAGUUUAAAAGAAGACACAGAUAAUAACUAUGUUGAUGCAUUAAGUAAUAAUUCUAUGAAUGAAACAAAUAAUCGAACUUCAGAAUAUGCAAAGUUAGGGAUAUAUAAUUGGCAUAUAACUAUAUGUAGAAAAAUAGACAAAUGCUCCCAAAAUAAAUAUUUAUAUCCUAUUAAAAAAUCUAAAGAAAUAAAAUAUAUAGAAGUUAUAAAAUUAAUAAAUAAAAUAUUUCCAAAUACUGAAUUAUAUUAUUUAUAUAAUUUGAAAAUAGGAAUACAUAAAGAUAAAAUAUGCACAAAUUAUUAUAACAAUUAUGUUGUAUUAGCGGGAGAAGCAAACUGUUUUUAUAAUCCACUAUUUAAUGUAAGUGUUAAUCUAACUAUACAUGAUAUAUAUAAUAUAGGAUGGAAACUAAAAUAUAUUAUUAAUCAUGGAUGUACAUUAAUAUUGUUAGAAGGUUAUGAAAAAGAAAGAAAAUAUAUAUCUGAAAAAGUUGUAUCAUGGAAUAGAGAAAAAUUAAAUUUUGUUUUUGUCAAUAAUAAUGGUAAUAAUAAUAUUUGUACAUAUUAUAAUAUACUUUUUUUUAAAUUUUUUGCUUACAUAUUUCAAAAAUUCCCUAUUAAUUACAACAUAUUUGAAAAAUUAUAUUUGAGUACAUUUUUGCUACAACACAAUUAUACUAAUUAUGUUAUUAAUAAUACAAGGAAUAUUUUUUUUUGUAAUAAAAAUAAUAAUAAUAUAUGCGCAGAUAGAGCAAAAAAUUGUAUUUUAAAAUUUAUUUCCUCAUUUAAUAAAAUUAAAGAAAAUAAAAAUGUUUCUUUAUAUGAUUAUUUAAAAAAUCAAAUGCACACACUAAUUUUGUGUAUAAAUAUAUCAAAAAAAGAAAAGCCUAUUUGUAAUUACAUUACCACCCACUUACUAAAAAAUAAAUAUAAUAAAAAAAAUUAUAGCAAUCAAUUUUCUUAUACAUAUGAUAAACUAGCUUUAAAAAAAUUAAUAAAAAUUGCCCGUUUAACUCACAAUAUCAUGGGAAAAAAAGGAACUCAAAAUAACGACAAUAAUUGUAGAGGGGAACCCUUUUUAAAAAUUUUAUGGAUAUUGUGCAAUCAAAAUAAAAGAAAUUUUAUUCAAACUAACACAAAUAUAUGCUCUACUAAUUUUAAUGUAUAUACACGAAAUUUUACUAUUAGCUCUCAUAAUAUACCAAAUGAACUAAUUAAUACUAUAAAAAAUUCAAAAAUAAAAGACCAAGUUAUUUUAUAUGAUUUUAUAAAUGAUUUUCAAAAACAAUAUAAUAUUAACUUUUAUUUACCAAAUAAUUUUAUUUAUCAACCAAAUUUUCAAUCCGCAAUAUAUAUUUUUAUACGUCCAGAUUUUCACAUUACACACAUUAAUUAUGUAAAUGAUGAUAAUCAAAUUGCUUCUUUUCUCGACCAUGUAUAUAAUUUUUAUGGUUAA